GAUACCUUGUUGACCAGUAUCCUGGCGGCCCAGAUUUGAUCUGGGCUUAGAGCAGGAAAGGUGCGAGUGAGGAGAGAAAGGAAGACGGAUUGCCGCCCCAGCCCCCGGGCCCCUGGGAGCUGAUGGGUGGCCAUGGAUCUGUAUCUCGGCAACUGCCGCAAGGCUGCCAAAGCCGCCGCCACUAAGGCAGCCGCCUGCAGCCGAACUGCAGACACGGAGCAAUGCGACAACAGCUUGCAAAAAAACCCCACUCCAGAAGUCGGAGCAGCUGAUCUAUUGAAUCUUACUCUUGUGGUCAAACUGCCUGUUAUCCCAGGAAGCAAUAAUGUGUUCUACACUACAAAUAUAAGUGAAAAGUUUUAUCAACCUUCUUAUGAUUUUAACCUGUCCGAUCGUUACUGUCGACUUUUGGAAACCAGCUAUAAAAGCCUACACACUCCACGUUCAAAAACACACUGUAAGUGAAGAAACACCAUCCAGAGACGAAAGAAAGGUGGCUACAUCACCAGCAGUAAUGAAGUGGGUUGAAUCCUAUUUCCUGUUAACCAGCAAAAACCUAGGGACUUGUUAGACACUUGUUUCUGUACCUCACUGGGACCCCGUAUCAACUUUAGUUGACCAAUAAAGGAAACCUAAUAGAAAACUCAAUUUUAAUUACUCACUAUGUCAGUAAAGAGAAAUCAGGCAGCUGUUGUUUCUAAAUAACUAUCUGUUCCCACUUGACCUUUCUGUUUUGAUAACAGCAAAAGAUAGGCACCAUGUGAUUUGAGUAUGUAAAGAUAUAAACACGCACACAUUUAGUUAUUUAUUUAUUUUUCUGCCAACUGUCUUGUAAUGCCUUUCCUCUGGCUCUAAAAGUAAUAAUGUCACUGCAUAUCUGUCAAGGAAUAUUUCCUAUACCCUUUGAGAAGACUAGAGAGAAUGUGGAAACCUAGCACAAUACAGCUUGAUAGAAUAAAUCCUUUGGGGAGUUAAACAUCAUUGCAGUGGUGUUUUAAUAACAAAUUUGUUGGGGAAAUAUAAAUUCCUGAUUAUGAUGUAAACCAUAUUAUUGAAAUAAUGUUAUUUAGAUAGAAAUUUCCUGGUGGUACAGCAACGUUAGAGAGCCACUACCUUCCAAAGAGUUGCCCAAAUGUACGAUUAUCACCCUUGAUCCCAAACUUAUUACUAAAAUGAAUGUUUUAUGACUGUUCUCUGGAGAGUUUUACGAUUGUAACAACUUUUUAUUUACAUUUUGGUUUUUGUUUUUAUAUGUCAUCUGUACCUUGAAGGAAUUAAAUAAGUACAGGGAGUAUCUGACCAGUUUAAAAUUAGACUUUGGAAGAAACUAUGUAAGAGAACAAGUAAGUUAAAUACCGAAAUUUGUUUUAUUUGCGGCCUGUAAGAAAGUAUUUAUGUAGGGUUUGGAAGAAAGGUUUGGUCCUCUGCAGAAUUUUUUCUUGUAAUAUUUUGACCUAGAAAUAUUUAGGUAGCAAGAUCUCUAGAGAUCUGUAAGAGAUAAAAAGGAGACCCUUUCUUUUCAUUUACAGAGAGAAAUUUUCACUUAUCUGAAAGGGAGCCACUCUAGACUUAAAUGCAGGUUAACAGAAUUAACCAUUUGUAAAGUUACCAAGUUUACCAGGAAGUUACUAAGCCCUCACCAGAAGAAGGCAUAUCUGAGGUUGGGGGUAUUUCUAACCAAGAGUAAAA
Manis pentadactyla (Chinese pangolin) is the source of this 1689-nucleotide messenger RNA. Its product is annotated as fibrous sheath-interacting protein 2-like. Bases 133 to 465 code for a protein of 110 amino acids. The transcript is spliced from 3 exons. The record is from RefSeq and is a predicted model, not a curated record. Lineage: Eukaryota; Metazoa; Chordata; Mammalia; Pholidota; Manidae.